UGCACGCCGCCGCAUUCGAGAUGCGGAUCCCACCAGCCAGCCCCACGCACACCGCCGCGUAUCCCAACCCGCACCGGCGCCCGACAGGGACGGCCGAAAGAUCGCACUACGGGAAACACCGGCGCCACGGCACCCCUUCCUCCUCCUCCUGUCCUCCGCCAAAACCGCACCGCACAUCACCGUCCCGCCGCGCCUGGCCAAGCGCCCGCCCCGGAACGCCACGCCGCAGCCUCGCAGUAAACGCCAUCUCCUCUUUAACCCCACCGCCGCGGGCUCCCGUUCUAUUUUCUCCCCAGACAAAGCUUUGAAGUUUUCGAUGCCACGGAGGCAUCGGCCCGGUUAGGAGGGGACCCGCACGCCGCCGCAGCCAGUGCCGCCGCCCGCGCCCGCCGAUGCCGGUGAAGCGGUCGCGGCGCCGCGCGCGAGCGCGCCUCUGCCUCCGCCUCGCCGCGCCCCUCUCCUUCCUGCUGCUCCUCGCGGCGCUGCUCCGCACCCAGUCCCUCCUGGGGGCGCCCCCCGCCGCGCCGCCGCCCGCCGCGGGGCCCGCCAAGGUCGCCUUCCUCUUCCUCGUCCGCGCCGGCGUGCCGCUCGACUUCCUCUGGGACGCCUUCUUCCGCAACGGCGACGAGGGGAAGUUCUCGGUGUACGUGCACUCGGCGCCCGGGUUCCAGCUUGACCGCACCACCACGGGAUCGCCGUACUUCUACGGGCGGCAACUCACGAGGAGCGUGAAGGUAGCGUGGGGCGAAGCGACCAUGGUCGAGGCGGAAAGGAUGUUGUUCGCCGCCGCGCUCCAGGAUACCGCGAACCAGCGCUUUGUUUUGCUCUCGGAUAGUUGCGUUCCUCUCUAUAAUUUCAGCUACAUAUAUACUUACUUGGUGGCUUCACCUAAAAGUUUUGUAGACAGUUUCGUUGACAAGACGGAUGAGCGUUAUAAUCCAAACAUGUCUCCCACCAUUCCAAAGGAUAAAUGGAGGAAAGGGUCCCAGUGGGUAACGUUAAUCAGAAGACAUGCCGAAGUUAUUGUUGGUGACAAAAAUGUCCUUCAAGUAUUCAGAAGGCAUUGCAAGAUGGUAGUGACCAAGACUUUGCUUGGACGAAAGCCAAAUGCUAGACGAUAUGGGUUCAAUUUUCGGAGAAACCAGAAAAGAGUUUCUCUAGAGGAGCAUGAUUGUAUUCCUGAUGAACACUAUGUGCAGACGUUAUUUUCUAUCAAAGGUCUUGAAGAUGAACUGGAAAGAAGAACUUUGACCUAUACCUCAUGGAACCAAUCAUCAAAUCCGAAAGAGAAAAUGGCUUGGCAUCCUAUGAAAUUUGAGUACGACACAACUAGUCCUGAGCAUAUCAGUGUUAUCAAGAGUAUCGAUCAUGUCAACUAUCAAAUGGAGUACAGGACAGAGUGGUGCCAAUGCAAUGGUACCUCCGUUCCAUGUUUUCUAUUUGCUAGGAAGUUCUCUUAUAGUGCGGCCAUGCAUCUGUUGGAGCAAGGAGCUGUUGGCCCGCCGAAAUCUGCUCAGCUGCUGGUUAACUUUUAACAAAAAUUUUAUACAAGUUCAUAUUCAUCGUUUUGACGGGUCAGGCACUGUUCAUAACUGGUACCAGCCUCAUUGGAUGCAGUAUUAGUUGCAGCUGAAACCACUGAGAUAUGGAGUAUCAUAGUGUAAUGACAGUGAUCAGAUUGCGCUUAGGCGGUUAGGACGGAAGAGGUUUGAUGUACAGAGCAGCAGUUUUUGAAGUUUUUCAGCUCCAUCACUAUACAAUCUCCAAGAGAUAGGUAGGAUCAUCUACCUGUAAUGAAGGAUGGAGACAUGGAGUAUUCCCAAUCCUUCCCCCAAUACUACUGACAGAACAGGGGAAUUGUAGCAAUAGCUUUAAUGAUUGUAUACAUAUUCUUCCCCUUGUAAAAUCUGAAGGUAGAUUUUUUGGUUAUUACAUACAAACUCUUUAAAUAUAGUGAACAGAGGCAGAAGCCAGAAGACAAAUGUGCCACCUGACUGUUCAGAAUACUGAUCAUACAA
Molecule: messenger RNA, 2018 nt
Organism: Phragmites australis (common reed)
Lineage: Eukaryota; Viridiplantae; Streptophyta; Magnoliopsida; Poales; Poaceae
Product: glycosyltransferase BC10-like
Exons: 11
Coding region: 393-1535 (380 amino acids)
Cellular component (GO): membrane
Molecular function (GO): glycosyltransferase activity
Source: RefSeq, a predicted model, not a curated record